This is a messenger RNA of Nymphalis io (European peacock), 3451 nucleotides long. It is a transcript of the gene wg, whose product is annotated as protein Wnt-1. Gene Ontology annotation, molecular function: frizzled binding; cytokine activity. Gene Ontology annotation, cellular component: extracellular region. The transcript has 4 exons. Lineage: Eukaryota; Metazoa; Arthropoda; Insecta; Lepidoptera; Nymphalidae. Gene Ontology annotation, biological process: canonical Wnt signaling pathway; neuron differentiation; cell fate commitment. The record is from RefSeq and is a predicted model, not a curated record. The coding region runs from base 45 to 1220 and encodes 391 amino acids.
GUGACCGAUCGCGCUCAUGCGAUCUUGCGGGUCCGCCCAUCGCAAUGAAGUGGCUGUGUUUGUUAGUGCUGUUAAUGUGUGUGAGGUGCGAAGCUGCCAGCAAGCCAAGGAGAGGACGAGGCAGCUUAUGGUGGGGCAUUGCAAAAGCUGGCGAACCAAACAACCUAUCCCCGGUAUCACCGGGCGUGCUAUACAUGGACCCAGGAGUUCAUGCAACGUUGAGGAGGAAGCAGCGACGCUUAGCACGAGAGAACCCUGGCGUGCUGGCAGCCGUAGCCAAGGGUGCCAACAUGGCAGUGGCAGAAUGCCAACAUCAAUUCAAAUAUAGAAGAUGGAACUGUUCCACGAGAAACUUUAUACGGGGGAAAAACCUAUUUGGAAAAAUUGUUGACAGAGGUUGUCGUGAGACAGCAUUUAUAUAUGCGAUCACGAGCGCCGGUGUAACGCAUGCAGUGUCCCGCGCGUGCGCAGAGGGCUCGAUCGAGUCUUGCACGUGCGACUAUUCGCAUGUCGAUCGAGCGCCGCAUCGCACCCGCGCCGCCGCCGCAGCCAACGUACGCGUCUGGAAGUGGGGUGGCUGCAGUGACAACAUUGGUUUUGGAUUUAGAUUUAGUAGGGAAUUCGUCGACACAGGAGAAAGGGGCAAAACUGUCAGAGAAAAAAUGAACUUGCAUAAUAACGAGGCCGGCAGAAUGCACGUACAAAUGGAGAUGCGCCAGGAAUGCAAGUGUCACGGUAUGUCUGGAUCCUGCACCGUUAAGACUUGUUGGAUGAGACUACCCAGUUUUCGCUCGGUGGGUGAUGCGUUGAAAGAUCGCUUCGAUGGAGCAUCGCGGGUUAAGCCUAAUACAGAAAUCGAAACGCCUAUACAGCGAAACGACGCAACGCGUCAAAGAAUUCCGAGAAGAGAUCGGUACCGAUUCCAGCUUCGACCACACAAUCCCGAUCAUAAAACACCAGGGUCAAAAGAUCUAGUUUACCUUGAAUCAUCACCGGGUUUUUGUGAGAAGAACACGAGACUGGGCAUUCCUGGCACGCACGGGCGUGCCUGCAACGACACAAGCAUCGGCGUCGACGGCUGCGACCUUAUGUGUUGCGGUCGAGGUUACCGGACCGAAACAAUGCUUGUUGUGGAGCGCUGCAAUUGCACCUUUCAUUGGUGCUGUGAAGUAAAAUGCAAACUGUGUCGCACAGAAAAAGUAGUUCACACCUGUUUAUAGGCAAGCUAACGCUGAUGAUGCCUGCACGCACUUAUAUGUUCGACGAGAGGAAAAUAGUGUCGGACUUGUGACUAGGACUUGAGUGUGGGUUUGAAAAAGUAAAAUUAUUCAGAGGCCGAUAACAGUAAUGUAUAUAAUCGUUUUAGUUUCCCCUCUAUUGAAGUCUUCGAAACCGAUAUCCAUUUUGACUUAUGUAAAUAAUGUCACUGUUUAUUUCACUGUAACGCUUAUAAUUAUUGAUCCGCUGUGAAAUUAAACUAAACGGCUACUUCAUUUAAUUAAUUUGGUUAUUAAGUGCGAACAUGUGAUCUAGUAGAGUUAUUUUUUGUGAACGCCGUCGUCGGGACACUAAUGAGACCAGUUUGUCGACGCUUUAUUCCUGUCAGCUUGUCAUCCCGCAUUCUCUAUCGAAAUUGGACUUGUUGGUUUCCUGACGCGGUCAAGUGUAUGAAUUAUUAAUAUUAUGUAACGCGCUUAUCAACGUGACUCCUCACCCGGGCGACUGAAAUAUCAGACUACUUUUAAUGAUAUUUAAAUAAUAUCAUUAUAAAGUUAAAAAAUAUUAUUAUAUUAUUUUAAUGAAGCCAUACAUGCUUCUCAUAUUGAUUCAAUUUCUAUUUUAUGGACGUCAGCGUCGGGUGCACGGUCGCAUUAACUGUUGUAAGAGCCGAGAGCGAAAUUAUCUUGUAAUUAUAAUUUUAUAUGAAUUAUUUGUGUGGUUAAUGGAAUAUGUGACUUAAUUGCAUUUGCAUAAAGCGUCUUCUUGGGUGUUCGCUCUUAAAGGUUGCAUUUGAGCCUUAUCAGUGAAUAAGUAGCGCCAUCGUAAAAGUGUCCCACAUUACGAGAUAAACGCUCUCGAGAAUUUUAAUUAAAUAUUAAAUGAAUUAAAUAAUCAGUAUUAUACGUAUAUUAUUGUAUGCGUGCUGCGUCCGAUAUUCCGAGAUAAUGUUGCACGUAAGCCCGAUUGACACUUGUUAUACAUUUUAAACGCUCGUUCGUGCUUUUAAAUUGUCCAAUAUUUAUUAAGCAUGUUCAAAAAAAAUGUCUUCGCUUUUUAUAUAUUUUUAAUUAGUGGAGAUAUCGCAAACUGUUGAUUCCGGCUGUUUAUAUUCAUACCGAUAUCAAAUAUUAACGUUAUUAGCUUUACAAAUUGUUACCUCUCAUUUUACUGACGGUAUAAAAAACUCGAUAUUUUAUACAAUUAAAUAUAUUUUGUAUUAGACUGAUGUUCGACAGUUUGCUAAUAAUAAGGUGGAAGCUUUAUUAAUUAUAAUUAUUUGUAUCAACGUGAAUGAUGUUUCAUAUGUGAUAUAAAAAUAGUUUAAAAAUAGAUAUUGUUAAAUUUAGUCAUUCACCGAGCUUCUAUAUGUAUAAUAAGAUACGGAGAUAAAUACGCUAAUACAUAAUAUACUUUUAAGCUAUUUAUUAAAAUGUAUACUACUAUUUCAUUUUACUUUAAACCGUGUUCAAUUUGAAGUGAAAUGAAAUAUUCGUUUUAAUAAUCUCGUGUUAAAAAUAAUGGUAAUUAGAUAAUGAUUGCUACACGUAUCACAGGAUCUUGUUGUCGUCAGAGAAAAUUGUUCGUGGACAUGAAAAUUUAAAAAAAAAAAUGUUAAUGCAUGCUUCUUGUAUGAUGAACGGCGAUAAUAAGCUAUUACUUAAUCUGUGAUAUGAAUUUUUAUACUAUUCUGUGUAACAUAUUUAGUACAUGUUUUAAUCAGCUCCUGUCAGUAGUUAUCUAUUUUAAAGACUGAAGAUUUUUUUUUUAAUUCACACAUUUGUAUUAUCCGUAGUCAGAAUAUUGAUUUUAAAUUUUAAUUUUAAAUCGAAUGUAAUAAAAUCGAUUUUAAUAAUAUUUUAUUCGUUUCGUAUCCGAAAUUUAAUCUGUACCAUUGAUCUUUUAUCGAUGACAGUUAAUCCCGAGUUUUAAUAUGUUUCCUUGCCCUAAUCAAUUUGCCAGUGUAAAAAAUGCGCAUGUAAAUAUUAUUUUUAGUAGGGUAUUUUUUUUUAAGUUAUUUAUGUGAAUUUAGUAUUUUACUGUUAAUAUUAGAUAACAAUACGAUUUAAAUCAGCUGAACGUGUCUGAAUCUCAACUACCAUUAUUGUAUAUUGAAUUUACCUAUUUGAAAAUAUUUCGUCCAGUGACCACUCUUUUGGGGUUGACGUAUUAUUGUAAUGAUAUUGGUUGUACAUUAGUAUCUAUAAAUGAUUAAAAUAUUGAUUAAUUGUUA